AUGUCUUAUCAACAGCAGCAGUGCAAGCAGCCCUGCCAGCCACCUCCUGUGUGCCCACCGCCAAAGGGCCCCGAGCCAUGUCCACCUCAGCCAAGCCAGCAGAAAUGCCCUCCUGUGCCACCUCCUCAACCCUGCCAGCAGAAGUGUCCACCCAAGAGCAACUAA
Molecule: messenger RNA, 165 nt
Organism: Cynocephalus volans (Philippine flying lemur)
Lineage: Eukaryota; Metazoa; Chordata; Mammalia; Dermoptera; Cynocephalidae
Product: small proline-rich protein 2F-like
Exons: 1
Coding region: 1-165 (54 amino acids)
Cellular component (GO): cornified envelope
Source: RefSeq, a predicted model, not a curated record